Malus domestica (apple) is the source of this 1793-nucleotide messenger RNA. RefSeq names its product aspartyl protease family protein At5g10770-like. Gene Ontology annotation, biological process: proteolysis. Lineage: Eukaryota; Viridiplantae; Streptophyta; Magnoliopsida; Rosales; Rosaceae. The record is from RefSeq and is a predicted model, not a curated record. Gene Ontology annotation, molecular function: aspartic-type endopeptidase activity.
UCCAUUUGAAUUGCCGUACGUCCCUACCUCCCAAUGAGCUUAUAAGAAUAUAUAGGAGUUUAUGCUCACAUUCCAGGAGCUACUAGCUAGGCUUGUUAUUCGAUCAUGGCAACUCCCAUUUCUAUCUCCCCCUCCUUCCUCAGGGUUUUCUUUGGUUGCUUUGUGUUUUUUAUCUGCGUAAUUCUCCGCUCGCCGGAGAAGGGCUUUGCUUCGGCAGAAGGAGAUACAAAAACUGACCUUCUUCCACAUACUCACACAGUUGAAGUAAACUCUCUGCAACCAGCAACCACCUGCAUCCUCUCCACCCAAGGUCCUUACAAUAAUAAGGAAUCAGUAUUGGAAGUGGUACACAAGCAUGGGCUAUGCAAUCAACACAAAUCACAAAGUAACCCUACUGAUCAGGAUCGCACUCAAAUCCUAAAGCAAGACGAAGCCCGAGUCAGCUCAAUUCACUACCGUCUUAACUCACUUACACUACCUGACGCCGCCACCAAUACCAUCCCCGUACAGUAUGGUCUGGAACUUGGAUCAUCCAACUACAUUGUAACAGUGGGCCUCGGCACACCGGCCAAAAACCUCUCCCUCCUUAUCGACACAGGCAGCGACCUAACUUGGACACAAUGCCGACCGUGUGUCCGAUCUUGUUACAAACAGAAAGAGCCAAUGUUCGACCCCUCUCACUCCACCUCAUACUCCAACAUCUCCUGUGAGUCCGCUGCGUGUUCUCAGCUCACAGUGGCCGGCAUUGGCCGCGACUGCUCCGCCGCCACUUGCACUUACAGCGCCAAGUAUUUAGACAACUCCUCCUCACUCGGCUUCUUCGGCAAUGACAAGCUAACAUUAACACCGACGGAUGCUUACGAUGAUUUCGAUUUUGGCUGCGCGCAAAACAGCAAAGGCCAGUUCGGCGCGGCCGCCGGUUUGCUCGGACUGGGCCGGACCAGCAUCUCCUUCGUCGAACAAACCUCCCAGAAAUACAAACGAGUAUUCUCCUACUGUCUACCUUCCACUUCAAGCUCCACCGGCUACCUCAAAUUCGGCCCCGACGGAGGCUCCGGUAACGCAGUCAAGUUCACGCCGCUCAAAACUUUAUCCCAAAGCGCUACAUUUUACGCCCUUGACCUAGUUGGCAUCACCAUCGGUAGCCGUCAACUGAAGAUUUCAGCCUCUGUCUUUUCAAAGUCGGGGACAGUCAUCGACUCGGGGACAGUGAUCACGCGCCUCCCGGCCACCCCAUAUGCCGCAUUACGCGUGGCUUUUAGAAAAGCGAUGGAGAAGUACCCUUUUGCGAAGUCGAAGUCUGCCCUACUAGACACUUGCUAUGACUUUAGUGGACUUAAAACGGUGUCGUACCCGAAGAUAGGGUUUGUAUUUGGAGGUGGGGUUACGGUGGACUUGGACGCGACAGGGAUACUGUUCCAGACGAGUGGUUCGCAGUUUUGCUUGGCGUUCGCCGGAAACAAGGACGAUAAUAGCGUCGGGAUUAUCGGCAACGUUCAGCAGAAGAGGCUGCAAGUGGUGUACGACGUUGCUGGGGGAAGGAUCGGAUUUGGCUCUGCAGGUUGCCCCUGAUUGAUUAGCUACUUAAAUCAUUGCUGAUGAAGAUUUCUAACCGGUGGUACUGCUAAAUAUGCAGCUACCGAAAAAAUAAAGUUGUCGGUACGUAAUGAUCUCGUUGUUUUUGUGGUUCCGGUAAUGUCAAAGUGUUAGUUAUCUGUUAUUUAUCCUCCUUAUGAAUGUUUGUUAUCCUUUUUAAGAAAGCAGUAUUUUAAUAGAUUUGAAGUUCACUGAAA